GUUCUGAACAAUUCUUCGGGGUGCAAUGGGAACUCUAAGGGAACAAGUGCACACGGAACGUGGAGAAAAAGCUGUGCAAAAUAGGAAAAUGCACUCGCCACGAAGAAUGACCCCCUAAUGGACACGGCACGGGAGACGGACACACUACAGAGUCCUAAACACAGAUAUCUAAACUCUAAUUAUUAUUUUGUCUUUUAAAGAUUUUUAAUGGUUGCACUGCCCUUGACGCACAUUCCAUGAAGAAACUUGAAAAAAACCCUGCUCUAAGUACUAGAACUAAUAGAUGUUUAGGGGUUCAGGUAUUGGAAGUUUACUUCCGUAUGCUAUGCAAGAGGUAGCUGUUAUUCUUGCAGAAUUGGCGUCAUUCGUCCUUGCGUGACAGGCCUCGGGAGUGACGUGAGUUAUGGCCGAACCCAGCAGUUGGAGGUUCAAUUCCUCAGCCUAUGCCCGAUUUGUGAAAGAACUACCCUUGUCUGAAGACCAGGUGCUGCUGGAGUACGUGUACGUGGGCGAGGACGGGGAGAGUCUGGCCAGCAAAUGCCGCAGAGUGGACGCAGUGCCAGAGUCGCCGGACGACAUUCCAACAUGGACGUUUGCGGCCAACUUCCCCGUGGAGGACAGGUUCCUCAAGCCUGUAGCUAUCUACAAAGAUCCCUUCCGCCGUGGACCCCACAGACUUGUUUUAUGUGAGGUCUUUGCCAACGAUUGGACACCGGCCUGGUAAUCAAGUCUGCAAUGCCGGGCCUAGCAAAGACCCACCAAGAGUAUCUUCCCUUGUGUGACCCUCACGGCGGGGCCGACAACCAGGCCAGACUGAUGGGAUAUUUCUGCACGGCGCCCAAGGAGUUCACCUGGGGGGUAGAGGACCGAGAUGCCGCCGUGAG
Aplysia californica (California sea hare) is the source of this 884-nucleotide messenger RNA. RefSeq names its product glutamine synthetase 2 cytoplasmic. The record is from RefSeq and is a predicted model, not a curated record. Gene Ontology annotation, cellular component: cytoplasm. Gene Ontology annotation, molecular function: glutamine synthetase activity. Lineage: Eukaryota; Metazoa; Mollusca; Gastropoda; Aplysiida; Aplysiidae.